AGCAUUCUGACACUGGGAAAACUGGCUUUUCAACAGCUACAGAAAGGCAAUCUGAUAUUCUAUGAAGAAGACCUGGAAGAGUGUGGCAUUGAUAUUAGUGAAGCAACAGUGUACUCAGGAGUCUGUACACAGAUCUUUAAAGAGGAAUGUGGGCUGAACCAGGACAAGGUGUUCUGUUUUGUCCAUUUGAGCAUUCAGGAGUUUCUAGCUGCUGUAUAUGUGUUUCUCUCAUUCAUCAACAACAAUGAGAAUCUAAUGGAUGAACAACAAUCAACCGACAGGAAUGUUGUAGUGCAGUUAAGAGACCAAGUCACAUUCUACAAGACUGCUGUGGAUAAAGCCUUCCAGAGUAAGACUGGACACCUGGACCUUUUCCUCCGCUUCCUUCUGGGUCACUCACUGGAGUCAAAUCAGAAGCAUUUACGCGGUCUACUGACAAAGACUAGAAGCAGCUCACUGAGCCAUAAAGUAACAGUCAAGUACAUUAAGAAGAAGAUCAGGGAGAAUCCCGCUUCAGAGAGGUGUAUCAAUCUGUUCCAUUGUCUGAAUGAACUGAAUGACCAUUCUCUAGUAGAUGACAUCCAAAGAUACCUGAGUUCAGGACGUCUCUCCAAUGAAGAACUCUCACCUGCACAGUGGUCAUCUCUGGUCUUUGUGUUACUGACGUCAGAAGAGGAGAUUGAUGUGUUUGACCUGAAGAAAUACUCCACAUCAGAGAAAGGUCUUCUGGGGUUGCUGCCCGUGAUCAAAACCUGCAGAACUGCUCUAUUGUCAUGUUGUGGAAUCACAAAGAAAGGCUGUGCUUCUCUGGUCUCAGCUCUGAAGUCAAACCCCUCAAACCUGAAAGAGCUGGAUCUUAGCUACAAUCAGCCAGAGGAUUCAGUGGAGAAGCUCUCUGCUUUGGUGGAGGAUACGCAAUGUAGACUGGAGUCUCUGAGACUGUCAGGUUGUGGAAUCACAAAGAAAGGCUGUGCUUCUCUGGUCCCAGCUCUGAAGUCAAACCCCUCACACCUGAAAGUACUGGAUCUGAGCUACAAUCACCCAGAGAUUUCUGGAGUGAAGAAACUCUCAGCUUUGGUGGAGGAUCCUGAAUGUAGACUGGAGGCUCUGACACUGUCAGUUUGUGGAAUCACUGAGGAAGGCUGUGCAUCUCUGGUCUCAGCACUGAAGUCAAACCCCUCACACCUGGAAGAACUGGAUCUGAGUAACAAUGACCUGAAGGAUACGGGAGUGGAGAAGCUCUCUGCUUUGCUGAAGGAUCCACAAUGUAGACUGGAGACUAUGAGACUGUCAGGCUGUCUGGUCACAGAGGAAGGCUGUGCUUCUCUGGUCUCAGCUCUAGAGUCAAACCCCUCACACCUGAAAGAACUGGAUCUGAGCUACAAUUACCCAGGAGACUCAGGAGUCAGACUGCUCUCUGCUGGACUGGAGGAUCCACACUGGAGACUGGAGAAACUCAAUAUGGAUCAUUGUGGAGAGUGGAGGUUGAAAUCAGGACUGAAGAAAUAUGUCUGUGAUCUCACACUGGACUCAAACACAGUAAACAGAAACCUCUCUCUGUCUGAGGAGAACAGAAAGGUGACAUGGAGGGAAGAGGAGCAGCCAUAUCCUGAUCACCCAGAGAGAUUGGACUUCUGUCCACAGGUGUUGUGUAGAGAGGGUCUGUCUGGACACUGUUACUGGGAGGUAGAGUGGAGUGGGGGAGGGGCUGAUAUAGGAGUGACAUAUAAAGGAAUCAACAGGAAAGGAAAGCGUUAUGAGUCUUGCCUUGGAUUCAAUGACAAGUCCUGGAUUCUGAACUGUUAUGAUGACUGUUACUCUGUCAGGCACAAUGAUAAGACAACUGUCAUACCUGUCACCUCCUCAGACUCCCACAGAGUAGGAGUGUAUCUGGACUGGCCAGCCGGCACUCUGUCCUUCUACAGGGUCUCCUCUGACACACUGACCCACCUGUACACAUUCAACACCACAUUCACUGAGCCCCUCUAUCCAGGGUUUAGGGUUUAUACUGACUCC
Molecule: messenger RNA, 2016 nt
Organism: Esox lucius (northern pike)
Lineage: Eukaryota; Metazoa; Chordata; Actinopteri; Esociformes; Esocidae
Product: NACHT, LRR and PYD domains-containing protein 12-like
Exons: 7
Molecular function (GO): protein binding
Source: RefSeq, a predicted model, not a curated record